GAGCCGUGGCGAUGCAGCUUAUACGCGGCUGAGGGAUGGAAAUGACUUCACAUCGGGUGAGGCUCACUGGUGGGGCUGGAGAAAACCAAGGAACGAGGCGAUGACCCAGGGAUGCUGGGCACUGGGCGGGCAGACCAGGGGGAGCGACUUGGCAGCGAUGCUUGGCCGCUGCUCUUGUUUGGAGAGGAAGUGACGCAGCUGAGUGCUCCCAUCCGACAGCCCUGGACGGGUGAGGGAAGUCGAGGGAACUCAGGGCAGGAAGGAAGCGGGGGAGAGGGAGGUGUGGAAACUUGGCUGAGGGCGGUCUCCUGCAGCAGCAGCCUGUCACAGAGAGCCCCUCUCUUCACCAGCUUUGUCCCUUCAGGGCGCACAUCCCAGAGGAGGGUGAAGCAGGUUAAAGGUGUGUUUACCUUCAGCCAGUUUCUUUUGUUUUGACAAGUGAGUCAUAUGACCAGGCUGGAAAACCUCUUCUCCUGUUGGUGUGAUCCUUUCUGAGAGUGGUUUUUGAAGAGGUUGUACUCGACCUGCCGGCAUUACUCUACUGGGCAGCACAGCCUGCAGACCAGGACUUGUAGAAGGAAAACCGUCUAGCGACCCUCUGGAGCGCCACGCUGGGCAUGGACGCCUUCUGCACCUUGAGGAGCACAGGUGGUAGUGUCGUCACCCCGUCACGAAGCUGCUGAGGCCAUCGCAGGGGCGUGGGUGCCAGGACAGGAGGGCAGCGCCCCAGGGCCACAGAGCCAUGCCUUUCGGCCUGAAGCUGCGCCGGACUCGGCGCUACAAUGUCCUGAGCAAGAACUGCUUUGUCACCCGCAUCCGCCUGCUGGACAGCAAUGUCAUCGAGUGCACGCUGUCGGUGGAGAGCACAGGGCAGGAGUGUCUGGAGGCGGUGGCCCAGAGGCUGGAGUUGCGGGAGACGCACUACUUUGGCCUUUGGUUUCUCAGCAAGAGCCAGCAAGCACGAUGGGUGGAGCUGGAGAAGCCUCUGAAGAAGCAUCUGGACAAAUUUGCUAAUGAGCCUCUGCUUUUCUUUGGAGUCAUGUUCUAUGUGCCAAAUGUGUCAUGGCUUCAGCAAGAGGCCACGAGAUAUCAGUAUUACCUGCAAGUCAAAAAAGACGUGCUCGAAGGGCGGUUGCGGUGUACGCUGGAGCAGGUGAUCCGGCUGGCGGGCUUAGCUGUGCAAGCUGAUUUUGGAGACUAUAAUCAGUUUGAUUCUCAGGAUUUCCUCCGAGAAUAUGUGCUAUUUCCUAUGGAUUUGGCCCUGGAAGAAGCUGUCCUGGAGGAGCUGACACAGAAGGUGGCCCAGGAGCAUAAAGCCCACAGUGGAAUCCUGCCAGCAGAAGCUGAGCUUAUGUACAUCAACGAAGUGGAACGUUUGGAUGGAUUUGGACAGGAAGUCUUCCCUGUGAAGGACAAUCACGGAAACAGUGUGCACCUGGGCAUUUUCUUUAUGGGGAUUUUCGUGAGAAACAGAAUUGGAAGACAAGCCGUGAUAUACAGGUGGAAUGACAUGGGGAACGUCACCCACAGCAAGUCGACCAUUCUGGUGGAGCUCAUCAGCAAAGACGAGACUGCCCUCUUUCACACAGAUGAUAUCGAAAAUGCCAAGUACAUAUCACGAUUGUUUGCUACGCGGCACAAGUUUUACAAACAAAACAAAAUCUGCACUGAACAAUCAAAUUCUCCACCCCCUAUCAGACGCCAGCCCACCUGGAGCCGGUCCUCCCUGCCCCGGCAGCAGCCGUACAUCUUGCCUCCCGUGCACGUCCAGUGUGGCGAACACUACUCGGAAACGCACACCUCGCAAGACAGCAUCUUCCAUGGGAAUGAAGAAGCCUUGUAUUGCAACUCGCACAACAGCCUGGACUUAAAUUAUCUGAAUGGCACUGUCACCAAUGGCAGUGUGUGUAGCGUCCAUAGCGUCAACUCCCUCAGCUGCUCCCAGAGCUUCAUCCAGGCUUCUCCUGUAUCCUCCAGCCUCAGCAUCCCUGGGAGUGACAUCAUGCGGGCUGACUACAUCCCGAGCCACCGGCACAGCGCCAUCAUCGUGCCGUCCUACCGGCCGACCCCCGAUUAUGAGACAGUCAUGCGGCAGAUGAAGAGGGGCAUGGUGCACACGGACAGCCAGAGCCAGUCCCUGCGAAACCUCAACAUCAUCAACACCCAUGCCUACAACCAGCCGGAGGAUCUGGUGUACAGCCAGCCCGAGAUGCGGGAGAGGCACCCCUACACUGUCCCUUACGGGCCCCCAGGGGGCUAUGGUAACAAACUGGUCAGUCCCUCGGACCAGAUCAGCCCAAAGAGCACCACGGUGCCAAGCAAGCCGGGGGCAAGUGCCAUCUCGCACACGGUGAGCACCCCCGAGUUGGCCAACAUGCAGCUGCAGGGCCCCCAGAACUACAACACAGCCCAUAUGCUCAAAAACUAUCUCUUCCGGCCGCCACCCCCCUAUCCACGGCCCCGCCCUGCCACCAGCACCCCAGACCUCGCCAGCCACCGCCAUAAGUACGUCAGUGGCAGCAGCCCCGACCUGGUGACUCGCAAAGUGCAGCUGUCGGUGAAGACCUUCCAGGAAGACAGCUCCCCGGUGGUGCACCAGUCUCUCCAGGAGGUGAGCGAGCCCCUCACGGCCUCCAAGCACCACGGCACGGUGCACAAGCGCCACAGCCUGGAGGUGAUGAGCAGCAUGGUGCGGGGCAUGGAGGCCAUGACCUUGAAGUCGCUCAACAUCCCCAUGGCCCGGCGCAACACGCUCCGCGAGCCAGGGCCGCCCGCGGAGGUGCCCGCGAGCCACGAGGUCCCCCAGCUGCCCCCGUAUCACCACAAGAAGACUUUCUCAGAUGCCACGAUGCUGAUCCACAGCAGUGAGAGCGAGGAGGAGGAGGAGGAGGCUCCGGAAUCGGUGCCCCAGAUCCCCGGGCUCCGGGAGAAGAUGGAGUACAGCGCCCAGCUCCAGGCCGCCUUAGCCCGGAUUCCAAACAAGCCCCCACCCGAGUACCCCGGGCCCAGGAAAAGCGUGAGCAACGGGGCGCUGCGGCAAGACCAGGGGUGCCUUCCUCCUGCCAUCGCCAGAGCCAGGGUCCUGAGGCACGGGCCAGCCAAGGCCAUCAGUGUCUCCCGGGCGGACCAGCUGGCCGUCAACGGGGCCUCACUCGGUCCAUCCCUCUCAGAGCCUGACCUGACGAGUGUGAAGGAGCGGGCCAAGAAGGAGCCCGUGAAGGAGAGACCCGUGUCGGAAAUGUUCUCCCUGGAGGACAGCAUCAUAGAGAGAGAGAUGAUGAUUCGGAAUCUAGAGAAGCAGAAGAUGGCAGGCCUGGAGGCGCAGAAGAGGCCACUGAUGUUGGCAGCGUUGAACGGACUCUCAGUUGCUCGGGGCUCGGGGAGGGAAGAGAGCCGCGUUGAUGCCGCUCGCGUUCCCAUGGACGAGAGGUUCAGAACCCUGAAGAAGAAGCUGGACGAGGGGAUGGUGUUCACAGAGUACGAGCAAAUUCCCAAGAAAAAGGCCAACGGCGUUUUCAGCACCGCGGCUCUACCGGAAAACGCGGAGCGCAGCCGAAUCCGAGAGGUCGUCCCCUACGAGGAGAACCGCGUGGAACUAAUACCAACCAAAGAGAACAGCACAGGCUACAUCAACGCCUCCCACAUCAAGGUGGUGGUUGGUGGGGCAGAAUGGCACUACAUCGCCACUCAGGGGCCCCUGCCACACACAUGCCAUGACUUCUGGCAGAUGGUGUGGGAACAGGGAGCCAACGUGAUCGCCAUGGUCACCGCGGAGGAGGAAGGCGGACGAACCAAGAGCCACCGAUACUGGCCCAAGCUGGGUUCCAAGCAUAGCUCAGCCACCUAUGGCAAGUUCAAGGUCACCACAAAGUUCCGAACAGAUUCUGGUUGCUAUGCAACCACAGGCUUGAAGGUCAAGCACCUCUUGUCCGGGCAGGAGAGGACGGUGUGGCAUUUGCAAUACACUGACUGGCCAGAUCACGGCUGCCCAGAGGAUGUCCAAGGAUUUUUGUCCUACUUGGAGGAGAUCCAGUCGGUCCGUCGCCAUACCAACAGCAUGCUGGAAGGCACCAAGAACCGGCACCCCCCCAUCGUGGUGCACUGCAGUGCCGGGGUGGGAAGGACCGGCGUGGUCAUCCUUUCCGAACUGAUGAUCUACUGCCUGGAGCAUAAUGAAAAGGUGGACGUACCCAUGAUGCUGAGGCUCCUCAGGGAGCAAAGAAUGUUCAUGAUCCAGACCAUCGCUCAGUACAAGUUUGUCUACCAGGUCCUCAUCCAGUUCCUCCAGAACUCCAGACUCAUUUAACCGCCCCCUUCAGCUCCUGGAAGAGGGACCCAGCUCCGUCCUGCAGAUGGGGACAACACCUCCAGACAACAUCUGCUCCCCCAAGCCGGGUGCAGAUGGCCGGAGCAGGCAAGCCACUGGCUCCCUGAAGACGGGGGCCAGGAUCAUUCACCAACAUCAUGUAUUAUUUUAUAUGCGAUAAUUUAUUUCCCACCCACCCCCCUCUCUGGGAGUAACUUUUGUGAAUCAUGGUAAUGCAGUUUUCACAAGAAUAUAGUACUUCUCAUUUGAACCACAUCUUGACUGAUCUGCAGUGUAAUAGGUCAGUAGGCAGGAUGCCUGGUGGAUCCUGUCAGGGACAGAGGCCUGAGGGAACACAUCUCUAGGGAAGGGGCGGCCAGAUUGGUAGCCAACCCUGAAAUUCGUCAGCCUGAAUUGCUCACGUCCAAAUCAAAGAUGGCAAGAAAGUGAAUUUGUCCUCAGAUAGAAAGGUAGGGGCGAAGACCCUUUGCUAAAAGAUAAGACGCUCUUCUCUUAUAAAUGGGGCCUCCCAAGGCUUGAUGGACAGCUCCCUCCCUUCUUCCUCUGUGCCCUCUCCCUUAGGCGUCUCCUUUCUCCUCCCAAGCUUGAGUGGGGACAGGAGCAGCCAGGGGACAUACUCCCUGUGUGAUGCAGGGGCUGCCGUGACCCAGGCUCGAUGAGGCCUCCAUGCUGGCUCUUUGUCAAGCCCUCCUUAUUCUGGGCUCCGGAGCCUGUUUCCCUGCUGGGGGCUGCUCCCUUCGUGUGUGCCGCUUGUCCCUGUUCGCUCAGUGGACCCGAGUCUCGGGGCCUUUGGGGCCCUGGGCCAGGCCGUCUGUGCAGCUGGGCCUCUUGCCUGAUUGAGAGAAGACAGUGUAUCAGUGCGGGAGGGAAAAAGAGACGGGCAGGCCCUUGAUACUGUUGCGUAUUGAAACAGGACGUGUGUGUUGCUGAGGGUCUGAGGGCCGAGGUGCUGGGGGCUUUCUGUCCUUCCCUCCAUCGCUAAGGCAUGGCAGAGCUUCUAAAGCGACGCAGCUGGGAAAGCUGAGGCCCGGGUGCUCUUUGGCACUCAGGUAGCAGGAGCCACACCGACCCGACUCCUCUUGUGCGCCAGCAUCCCCAGUGUUGGGUCUGCGGGAGCAGAGCCAAGCCCACUCAGGACCCCGUGGUCCGAGUCUUGGCCCACUUGCUGAAAGAUGGUGGGAUUUAUCUCGCACAAAGGCUUCGCAGGUUUCCUUGUCUCCGCACAAGCCGCUCGGGUGAGUGGUGGUGUGGCUCCUGCCCUCCAGGGGAAGAAGUGCGGUUCUCGGUGUUGCUUUCUGCGCCCUCAUCCAUCACUGUCCUCCUGAAUUCUGUAGCUUAGUACACGAUACAUCACGUUCUGCAUGUUGCUCCAUCUCGCUGAACUUUGGGGCAUUUUUCUCCCCACUCCUGGUUUUUCUGGAUGCCACUUUGUGGCUUUGUUCUUAGACGUGGCCUUGGCGGCUGUUUCAUGAUGCCUUUCUCCACUGCUGCCUUUCUUUUUUUUUCUUUCUGAGCUGUCAAUGCAAAGAAAGAAUGGCAUCCAAGCAACCAAAAAGAGUGUGCCUUCGUGACUUGCACGCACCACAUACCGACAGGCGGGUGUGGAAGCAGAUUCCCCGGAACUACUUUGGAAGUUGAAUCUCUGUGGUUGCACACCUGGCCAGGUGUUAACGGUGGCUGUGGCCUGUAUUGGACUCAAAAGAAUCCAGCGAUGGGGAGGCCUCUUCCCGUCUACUCGAGGGUCUAAAGAAUCCAUCAAGGAGGAGAACUUCAACGGAGCUGCAGAGAUUCUGGAAUUUUGGUGUAUUAUCUGAGAAAGAAAACCAUGUGUAUGACAUGUAUUUUCAAUGGCUCAGAUCUCAUAACCCUCACUCUAAAGAUGCUCAGAACUCUGGACCACCAACAGGCAAAGAGAGCCUGGCCAAUCUGGUGAAAUGAAUGAUGCUCCGAGCUGCCCCUGGAAUAUUUACAGCUGCCUUGUGGUCCAUUCCCAGCUGUCUAGGGAGGGGCAGGAUGUGCUGUUCAACCUCUGUCUUGUGAUGCUUCCUGUCCUUUCUUCACAACCUCUUCCUCCAGGGAAACACAGAUGCCUCGUCCCCUGCUAAGGUGUCCAGGAGAAAACUGACAAGCAUGGCAUUGCGAUCUUUCUGUGCCUUAGGGUGGAACCAUUUCGCUAGCAUCUCAGGAAUCGUGCUUUGAGUGGAGCUCGGCUGGCUGGCAGGGCAGAGGUGCCUCGUGUUCUCGGCAUUACUCAGGGACCUCCCACCUCCCUGAACUGCCGUAUGAGCUAAUUAAUACCUUCAGCUUAGAACUGAAAGCUGUAAUUCAGAGGCUUUUUUUUUUUUUUUUUCAACGUGAACACUGUAAAACGUUACUGCAAUUUCCUUUGAACUUUCUCACCAGUUUGGAAUCUCAAAGCUCUAUUAACCGUAUCCUUUCGAAAAGUAAGGUUACUCUUCACUGGAGAUGAUUUCCUGUGUCUUUUUCUUUGUUCCUUCAGUAGUCAGCAAGCUUGCUUGAGGAUACUUAAAUGGCAAAGAAAGGUUUACACAUGCAGAUGACUGUUAAAUGUAUAAUCUUAUGUAACGAGUUACAUCAAGUAACAGCCUCAUCUAUUAUGUUUCACUGGACUCUUGUGCUACUUUAUUCAGUAUUGAUGCUUUCCUUGGUUCUGUGUUCCAGAAAAUGUCGUGACUUCUUGUCUCUUUCAAAGCAACUGACAUUUAAUAAGAGUUCAUUUCAGAUAUACAGACAGGUCCCCAGCAUAGAAACCAGUUUGUUCUUAAGGCUCUUGGGGUCAGCUCACAGAAACCUCCUGACAUCCAGCGCGGCUGAAUGGCGGGGCAGUGGCAGCCAGACCUGGCUGGCUCUCCUGGGCUGACCUGGAUGUUUAACCGCCUGCUAUGUUGUUUCUGUGAGAAAUGCAUUCCAGAUGGGGACCUGGGAUCCUGAGAACACAUUUCGUCUUCUCCCCAUGGUGGCCACUUGCUUUGAAAGAUGGAAGUCCCGUCUUUUUACUACAAACAGUUUUAAGGGGGCAGAGGAGGCAAGACAUUUAUAGGACAUUCCCUAAGUUGGGGAGUGAUUAAUAGUCAUGUCAGCUUUACUUAUGGUAUAGACUUCCUCUCCAUUUAAUAAUAUUAAAAGCCUUAAAUAAAACUAUGCAUGCUAUUCUAUGUGCUUUUUUAUAUCAGUAAAUAAGCUUAUGCUUGCCAGUUUUAUACACCAUUACGAGGUGUAGGAAACUGACUUUUGACAGUAUUUUUGCACUGUUUCCUAUCUGUCUGUUUUUAUAAAGUCUUUCGAUACCGGUCCUAGUUGUGUAUUGUUUAUGUUCUCACUGCCCUUGUCAUUGCUGUCAAAUGUUUCAUAUGUGCCUUUACAAAUGUGAGAUCUUUUAUUCUAACCUUUUUUGUAAAAGAUAUCUAUUGACUUCCAAAUGCAAUAAACUUUUUUUUUUUUCAGAGAAAA
Molecule: messenger RNA, 7798 nt
Organism: Phacochoerus africanus (Common warthog)
Lineage: Eukaryota; Metazoa; Chordata; Mammalia; Artiodactyla; Suidae
Gene: PTPN14
Product: protein tyrosine phosphatase non-receptor type 14
Exons: 20
Coding region: 743-4306 (1187 amino acids)
Biological process (GO): lymphangiogenesis; protein dephosphorylation
Cellular component (GO): cytoskeleton
Molecular function (GO): protein tyrosine phosphatase activity
Source: RefSeq, a predicted model, not a curated record